This is a messenger RNA of Symbiodinium necroappetens, 449 nucleotides long. The record is from the annotation of a GenBank genome assembly. Lineage: Eukaryota; Dinophyceae; Suessiales; Symbiodiniaceae.
AGCGUCUGGCGCUCUUCUCCUCACCUCUGCUGUCGAUGCAGCAAGGUGGAAGCACCUUAGCAGACAAGGACGCCGUCCAAAGACUGAAGGCAUGUCCUACCAACAUCUUUGAGCAGAUUGCCUUUGACAUCGAGGACACGGUGACAAAGGCUAUGCUUGCCCAGACUGGUAAGGAAGAGGAGGACUCUGACGUUCCAGAGGAAAGCAAAACUCCGAUCUUUCCAGUGCUGGACUCACCGAAGCGAUCGGUUUGUGGAGGCUGUUUGGUCACUCCUGUAAGCAACAUCGGAGUCUCCGACAUGUUAAACUUGGACGUGGCAUAUGACUCGACGACGUUGCUCGGGCCAACCGAAGCAGAGUGGCUGAAACAGAAAAGGGAGGAGGACGAAGAGUAUCUGCUCUACUUGAAGAGCCAGUCUCCAGACGGUCUCCCUCUUGUGAGGCUCUGA